CGUCUCUAAACCUCCCUACACACUCUCCCGCUCUCUCUCUCUUUCUCGUUCACAGAAGCUAUUUUAACUUUGCAAAGACGACAUAAUUUCAGUGGCCAAAUGGCUUAUUGAAGAAAGCGACCUUCAAAUUUAUAGAGGAGAGAAAUUACGAUACUGUGGCAGGCGGCAGUGGGUUUCUUUUUUUUUUCCCUUUUUUUUUCCUGAGCGAUUGGCCAUUUCUUCAAAUGAGAAAGUCUGAGAAAUGUCUUUUUCUGUGGGCGACACCAUCAGCAUCCGAGCCAUAAUGUACAGGCGAAAACAAGCCAGUCUUUGCGUCCUUCAAACAAUAUCUGGAUUGACGAGAACUCAGAGGUCUCAGAGUGCUUAAUGCCAUUAACUCCUUCACUGACAUAAACCAGUCACCGAGGAGCCUCUUUCACAUCACUCUUUCAUCUCCCUGCUGUCACCGAGAAGCUCCUUCCACUUUUUUACCCCUGCUGAUUAUGGAGAAUCUCAGUGAACUCCAAAAUCCAUUGCUGGACAAAAACAGUAAACACAUGAUCAAUGGUUACGGAGGAGAAUUCCCCAACAAUCAUUACCAGGAAAACAUUAUAAACUACUUCGCUGGAGGAGGAGGUGGAGGAGGUGAAGGUGGAGGAGGAGGAAAAGUGAGUAAUGGCAAUGCAGUGAGCGGAAGUUACAAUACCAACGGGAAGGUGAAAUCCCAGCAGUUUUUGGAUGCCACCUCGCUACAUCUGGCAGUAGAAGCCUUCUACAGACCCAAUUUCAUCCUAUACAAGGAGGACAGUGGCAGCAUUAAGGCUAAGGAAUACAGAAAUGAGUGCUGUGAGACCACCUUCACUGAGAAAAAGGCAAAGGAGGUGUCCAACACAACAGGGGCAGACACGCCCAGCACGGAAGAACCCCAGACGAAGCUGCUGGAGGACGGCGAACACAUCAAGAUCCAAACGGUUUCCUAUGAGGUGGAGGAGGAGGAGUAUGUGGAAUAUGAGACAGACUGUUCUACCGACAGCGAGAGUGAAGACAACUUCAUAGUUGUCCCUCCACGAGAUCAUCUCGGCCUGGCCAUAUUCUCCAUGCUCUGCUGUUUCUGGCCUUUGGGGAUUGCAGCAUUUUACUUCUCACAAGGGACCACUAAGGCAGUGAACAAAGGUGACUUCCCGCUGGCCAACAUCGCCUCCCGAAGGGCUUUGUUCUUAGCUGCCCUCUCCAUCACUAUAGGCACCGGUGUGUAUGUAGGGGUAGUGGUAGCGCUCAUUGCCUACCUUUCUAAACCAGGGCACAUAUAGCAGUCACACCUUCUUUCCAAACACCUCCAGGGAGCCCAGGAAGAGAACACCGUCCUCUGGGGAAUGUCACUGCGCCUGCAGACUUUGAGGAAAGUUUUUCCAGGAUGUACAAUUUUUCCCCCCCUCCACCUUCCUUUUGUUCCAGACUUCUCUCCCUGCAGGCCCUCUGUCAGCCAAGAUUUGCCACAGUGACUGGAGAGAGGUCAAGCAAGAGGGCAAGAAGAGGGAGGACUGUGGAUUGAGAGAGACUGCUGAGACAGAGGGUUUGAGUAAAGGAAGCAUUCCAUGUUGGAGCCCAGUUUGCAUUGCAAUGGCUUAAAUCCAUGUUUGCUUCAUCCUCUCCUGACGGAUUUUUAGGUUCCACAAGCCCUAAAGAAACUUUGAAGAGAGAAGCUCAUACAGUAACCUAUUGAACUUAACCAAUUAUUAACAAGCAGAGGUUUAGGAAGGUUCAGAUCAACACAGUGUAACUUAUUCACCUAAACCAAUACUAUACUGUUGUUGUUUGAGCUGCUGUUAAAAUUGGAGCUGCCCUGUGGAGUCUUGCCCUGUAUCAUCUCAGUUUGCCACCUAGGAUUGUCUUUAAUAUACUAUAAUCUGCCCCCAUCAGCUCAAAAAUGCAUUUGUCUCUGGGCUGACUGCCUCACACCGCAAGAUUUUAAAAAAAAAAGAAAAAAGAAGAAGAUGUGAGAAUAUUUACAGUUUCUUAAACCAUGACAAAGGACUUAUUUCCAGAGGGACAUAAGAACAAAAUAUAGAGCGUUCAUCAAUAAAGGAUCAAACUCUUGAAAAUCAAAAUAAUAAUAAUUAUAAUAGGGAUCACGGUUCCCUUCUCAUUAAAACAAAUGCACUGGCAUGAAUCAGAAAAAUCUCAAUGGAGCCACAGGCCUGCAUUUUUCCUCAGUAAAGCUAGCCAUCUGUCAAAUCCCUAGUACUCCUAAAAUCUGCUCAUGCAGAUAUGUUUGCCUACAUACAUACAAAUUUGCUUUAUUUUGUUUGUUUGUUUUUAAUGUUUGUCCUUUUGUGUUCUCUACUGUUUAAAAAGUGUCUUCAUUAACUCUGCUUAAACUAAUUUUCAUUUAUGGCCUUUGAAGUAAAGCACAGAUGUGAGAUGGCCAGAUAUUCAGGGCAAAUGGUGUCCAGUGUUUCUACAAGUGACACAUCUGAUAACACAGCAUGAAAUAUGAAAUGAAGCAUGAGCCAUUUAAGGAUGCCAUAUACAUCAAGUACAUAAUGUCAGUUCAAAGCAGAACUUACAUACAGUUAGGUUCUUGGUUUUUGGACAAAGACUUAAUUGUGUAAAUUCUGGUUUGUUGGAAAUCAAACGAUCAAGAUGUGCAGACUUUAAGAUUUCAUUCAAGUGGUUUAACAGAAGUAUUUAAUUAGUAUUUAAUUUCAAGAGGCUCAAAAAAUACUUAUAAUUGGACAAUGGACUAACAAGCAGUUACACAGCCAGGUGAGGCCUGGUUUUCUGCACUGUUCUGUUAUAAAUUAAGCAAAUAAAAGAUCUGGAGUAGAUUCAAAUGGUCAAAUGUGGCAUUUGGUAGUGGAACUGAGUCACUGGUGUUUAUUGAUGAUAAUGACACGACUACACUCUGCUCAGAUUCAGCUGUAGCUGUAAAACUGAUCACACUGAACUUCACAGUGGAAAUGGAAAGCAUACUGCGAAAGCAACCCAAGGCAAAACAGUUACAUAUCCUUCAAUGGUGAAGUAAUUCGUGCGUAUCUGUCUGAACCGAGCAUGUUGUUAAAUACAAACCCAAUAAUAAGCAAUUAAAUG
Messenger RNA from Pundamilia nyererei, 3069 nucleotides. RefSeq names its product synapse differentiation inducing 1-like (gene syndig1l). The transcript is spliced from 4 exons. Bases 483 to 1289 code for a protein of 268 amino acids. Gene Ontology annotation, cellular component: intracellular membrane-bounded organelle; membrane. NCBI's taxonomy places the organism in Eukaryota, Metazoa, Chordata, Actinopteri, Cichliformes, Cichlidae. The record is from RefSeq and is a predicted model, not a curated record.